AUGUAAUUUAAAGAUCUCUCCUUAUAAUUGAUUAAUAUUACAAAUUUUAAUGCAAAAUUAUAUAUCAAAGUUAGAAGACGCAGAUUCUACAGAAAGUCUUUUCAAGUGUGCUACAUCCAAGCAGUAUUCAAAAAGUUCAAUAUACCCUGCCAAUGCCAAAGCAGAUACAGCGCAAACAAAUUCAAAUAUUAGUCCUGUAAUGGUCACUGGCUCACUAGCUAAUGAAAUUCAUCGAGAGAAUAUGGAAAAAUUGAAACAAAUGAGCAACGAUGAAAUAAUGUUAGAAAAGGGAAAUCUUGAAACCAUGCUAGACCCUAGUACAAUAGCCUUUAUAAAAUCAAUGAAAGAUACAAAAGAUAAAACAAAAACUAAAUUACUCGAAGUUUGUAAAAAUAGAUUGGUCGAUAAUAAAAAAAUUAAAUUAGUUGAAGGUACAGUGCGCGAUGCCUCUCAAGAAUUUGAAAAUCCUAAAAUGGAAGUAGAUGACGAAAGUAUCGCCAAAGCUUCAAUAAACGAAGAUAUCAAACAAAAGAAUUUUAAAAUGGAGACAGAUUUUACAAGUUUAGAUAAAGAAUUACCCGAACCUGUAGUGGAUAUAGUUAAAACUGCAGAGAAAAGUGGCUGGGUACAUAUGGAUGACUUAGAGCCAGAGAAGGUAAAAUGGAUGCAAGAUUUGACAGAAAACGAAGACACAAAAUUGCCCGAAGAACCAUACAAUGCUCGCUUCGAUUUUAACGGAAUACUGAUGCCCUAUAAAGACGAAAUUCUCACUGUGGACAAAGGUCUUCAUCACCACGGCGAGGAGCCCAAUAGACCUGGUUAUUCUGUCCAAGAGCUGUUGCAACUCAGCCGCUCGUUCACCCAACAGCAGCGCUGCACAGCUCUUACGACUUUAGCCAAUAUUAUGGAGAAGACCCAUCAGGGUUGGUACGACCGUGCCUUGAAGCCACCUCUUCUCGAAACUUUAAAUCAGAGGAAUAUUUUGCUGCUCUUGAGAUUUUCACUCGAUGAUACUGCACUUCCCGUAAUUACAGCGAGUCUUCAAGCUAUAAGAGGUUUUUUAUUUUGUGAGACUGACGAACUGUGUCUCGAUAAAAUGUUUGGAAUUGAUAAUUUUGUGGAACCAAUGAUGAAACCAUCGAUGAAGGAUGUGGAUAAUAUCGAUGCGUUAAAGGAUUAUGAAUUGGCGCAAUUGGAUACGGUUGCCGUCCUUGUACGAACUGACAUUGUUUUAAGAAUAAGAUACAUAAUGAGUGAAGUCCAAUUAUCGCCCGUAGGUAUGACGUCAGCUUUGGAAAUAUUAGCAAGACUUGCCAGACAUUCCCAAGCAGUAGCAUCCAAUAUUGCUUGUACACCAAAUUUACUUAAUUAUAUUGUUAAAAAAUGCAUCCCACUUUCUAUGAACAAAUCAGAAUUCAAUCGUGACUCUAGUAAAGCAUACAAAUGCCCUUUAGUGGCGGCUGUACGUUUGUGUCGAAUUUUAAUUACCUACGCUGGGCUCCACGUGGCUGUGAUUUUAAAAGAUUUACGCAUCAUACAUUCGUUAUUGACUUAUAUUUGUAGCGAUGCAAGUAGGCAAGAGGUGCGUCUGCACAUAGAGAGCUUAAGAUUAUGGAGAUUAUUUUUACAUUAUGAUAUUGAGAAAGAUAGCAUUAUCGGGGCGAGACUCACUUUAAUAUCACAAUUGAGACUCUUGGCGACUACUCUCGACAUCGAUGUCGCAUCUCCAUUAACGUGUGAUUAUGCCGCAGCUCUGAUCGCCAUUGCUAAAUAUGACGAACCAUUAAAGCAACACGUUGCAGUCCUCUUGGCUAAAUGGAGUACGCAGUUGUCGACGAUUUCGAUGCCAAAUUGGAAUAAUACGGUUUUAAUUGCCGAGACGUUGAGGACACUUGGGGAUGUUUCUUCGUUCCAACGAAAUUGGAUAACAAAUUCUAGAAUAUUUAUGCAAUUGAGUUCGUUUUCAAAUUUAUUAUGCGGCCUUGAGAAUGCAACCGAUCGGGAUCCAUCAUCCCUUCCAACUCUCGGCUCCAUGACUUACGAGGGAAAAUUACAACCGAUUUUAUCAAUUAAUUCAAUUAUUAUAUUUUUAAAAACGACUCUCGAAUGCUUACUAAAGCAUAAUUGCAGUCAGGAUAUCGAACGCAUACUCAGAAAUACGAACGUCCAAAACUAUUUACAGAGAUUAAAAAAUAGCGAGUGGUCGCUCGAGAGGUCCUGGUACACUCGCCCGGAGUACUCACUUUUGAUAACAAUAAUCAAGGCUGAAAAUCAUCUGAAUGCCAUUAUGAAAGGGCAGCUAAGCGAUACUGUCUGGAAAAUAGCCAUAAAGCUCAUUUCCGCUUUGCCGGCGGACUGCACCGAUAGCACCAUAGAAGUUCUCAACUUCAGCCUUGCUCCUGAGAGAAUUAAUUUAAGAUUCCUCGAGAGUGGUCUGGAGAAACUUGAACUGAGCGACAAUUACAAAAGGAGGGAAAAUCUAGACAAUUCUAGCAUUGUCGUCGAGUUUUACAUAAGGUUUUUGAGCAUAAACGGAAGCUGGCACGAGGCGGGUAUGCCUAAAGAUUGGCUGUAUCUGCCUCUCGUAGAUUAUUACACGCGGCUUAAGAGUAAACAGCCCAAGCAGUCCUCGGACACUCUUGAGCCUAUUGAAAUUUUGACCUUAUUGAAGCUUGAACUGAUAAUGCCGGAAUUGACGCAAAAUCUUACGCCCAACUUGAGGUUCAGUAGGAUGCUUCUAUUGUACCUGUGCGAAACUACUUUCGUCCAUCCACCGGAGUCCGAAUUGCCGGAGAAAAUUAUUAGUCUAUUAGUGCGAGGGAAUUACAAGAAAUUCGAUUUGUCCAGCGAAGUGCCAGGUUUGAGUUCCUUCACCGAUCUCUUUACUGCCCUCUGCGAAAAUUUUUUGGCAAACUCUUACGGUCAGGACUGUUUCGCACAGAUCGUCCUCGUCUUCGUCGCCCAACGAUACGAGGUUCACUACCGAAAGUUGCUUUGGUCCGAGCAUGCGGGGGUAUUGCAGUACUGCCGACUCACUCCCGAUAAGCUACUCAUCCCUUACGAGGAAUAUCUUUAUCCGGUGGAGAUUGACACCUCCCUCAUCGAGGCUUAUAUUACGGCCUUGGUGAGGGAGAGUGUACGCUACAGCCAUUCGCCUGUUUUGUACAAUAUAGCGCUUCAUCACUCAGCCAUGUAUUUGAAGGAAACGUCAAAAUUGGCCGUCCUAAUGAGAUCGAGGAUCGGCAGGUUGAUGAAUCAAGCGAGAACGAGAGUCCUGGCUGAGAAAUUACUUAAUUACGAACCUUCCGUGAAGGCAGGAGACUAAUAUUUUUAGGACGGAGCCUACUCGUUGAAAGACUUUGCUUAGAUUUAAGAGCGUGAUAAGCCAAUAAUAGUAUUCAAAUAUUAAUCUUCUUUUUCUCUUUUCUUUUAUCGAAAGUCAUAUAAUAAUUGUUUCGUUAAUUUUUUGUAAAAACAUUGCCAAAUGAAUUGUGAAGUUUAAUUCCCAUAUUUAUGAUAUUGUGAUUAUUAUGUAUGUUAUUGAAAUAUAUU
Molecule: messenger RNA, 3552 nt
Organism: Ceratosolen solmsi marchali
Lineage: Eukaryota; Metazoa; Arthropoda; Insecta; Hymenoptera; Agaonidae
Product: RNA polymerase II-associated protein 1
Exons: 10
Coding region: 50-3325 (1091 amino acids)
Biological process (GO): transcription by RNA polymerase II
Source: RefSeq, a predicted model, not a curated record